AUGCCUUAUUUCAAAGCUAAGGAAAGUUGGACUCAUUUUUGUAUUCUUGGUGGAGUAAUUGACGAUCAAACCCCUACAAAGAAUAAUUUACUGGAUCUCCAGAAGGCUGGCUUGUGGAGGAAAAAGGUGGUAUUUGGAAAUAACAAGGCAAAUCAUGAAGAAUUCAUUGUAGCCCUUGAAAAGGCAUGCCCUAAACUUAAAGAUGGAGGAGGUUUGGAGCUGCUUUAUGCUGUUGGAGGUGGUGGAGGACAAAGGAAACUGGAAACUAUUCCAACUGGCCCAGAUGGCUAUUCCAGUCCUUACCUGAGAUGCACAGUGUGUGUUGGUCAAGCAGUCACCUAUGUAAGACCUUUGCAACAGGACUUAGACCUCAGCUCACAAUCCACUAGUCUGUUUGUAGGAGACAAGGAUUGCCCGACUGUUGAAUGCAUGUCAUGUGGCCAGAAAGUGAAUUAUGGUCACCUUAGGGUCCAUAAGGAGAAGGAGUGCAAAGAAUCUACACUUAUGGAUUGUGGUGAUGAACUGUCAGAUCCUUUUUUCAAGCAGGCCCAUCUCAUAUUGAUUUAAUUUCUGCAAGUGAGG
Stylophora pistillata is the source of this 582-nucleotide messenger RNA. RefSeq lists its product as uncharacterized. Lineage: Eukaryota; Metazoa; Cnidaria; Anthozoa; Scleractinia; Pocilloporidae. The record is from RefSeq and is a predicted model, not a curated record.